Homarus americanus (American lobster) is the source of this 804-nucleotide messenger RNA. Its product is annotated as collagen alpha-1(I) chain-like. NCBI's taxonomy places the organism in Eukaryota, Metazoa, Arthropoda, Malacostraca, Decapoda, Nephropidae. The record is from RefSeq and is a predicted model, not a curated record. The coding region runs from base 1 to 804 and encodes 267 amino acids. The transcript is spliced from 4 exons.
AUGGGAACCAGGUGCACCUGGGACAGUGCCUCGAGGUUUCUCCAGGGCCCUCCCAGGGGUGUCGGUGCCCUAAAUAUUCCAUCCAGGGGCAUCGUUGACCAGAGUGACCCUCCUAGGGGCGGCAGCGCCUCUUGGGACCCUCCCAAGGAUCCUACCAAGGGCCCCCAGGGGCCGUGUGGCACAGGACCAUCCCAGGGACGGCGGCGCCAUCACUGGCCGGGUAAGGGCACUGGAACCCUCAGGGGUGCACCCUGGGACAGUGGGGCUCCCAGGUUUCCUUCCAGGGACCCCUCCCAGGGGUGUCGGUGCCCCGAAGACCCAUCCAAGGGCAUCGUUGACCAGAGUGACCCUCCUAGGGGCGGCAGCGCCUCUUGGGACCCUCCCAAGGAUCCUACCAAGGGCCCCCAGGGGCCGUGUGGCACAGAUGUCCACCCCAGGGACCAUCCAGGGACGGCGCGCCACCACUGGCCGGGUAAGGGCACUGGAACCCUCAGGGGUGCACCCUGGGACAGUGGGGCUCCCGGGUUUCCUUCCGGGGACCCCUCCAGGGGUGUCAGUGCCCGAAUACCAUCCAGGGCAUCGUUGACCAGAGUGACCCUCCUAGGGGGCAGCGCCUCUUGGGACCCUCAGGAUCCUACCAAGGGCCCCCAGGGCCGUGUGCCUGGGCUGGCGGUGCCCCGAGACUCUUACAUGGGUGGUGGCGCUCUCUGGGACCCUAAAGGCUGCAGCAGCCAGGGAGCAUUCUUGCAGCAGUGGUACUCUCAGGGACCCUCCCAGGCGGUGUCGCCCGCACAGGCCCUAUGA